Oldenlandia corymbosa var. corymbosa is the source of this 1186-nucleotide messenger RNA. NCBI's taxonomy places the organism in Eukaryota, Viridiplantae, Streptophyta, Magnoliopsida, Gentianales, Rubiaceae. The record is from the annotation of a GenBank genome assembly.
AAAGACAAGUGACAAAGGGAAAACAACUCAUGGUCGUGGGCACACACAUGUUCACGACUCCACCGCACUCCUGUUAAUGUUAUUAUUACAUCACCUCGGUCUUUGUCUCAGUCUCCUCCAUUGUCUCCUCUCCCAACGUAAGCCCAUUUGCUAAUCUUCCAAAUUCUCCAGAUUUUCCGCACCAAUGAGUUCAUCAGAUGAAGAAGGAGAGGAGUACCUUUUCAAGAUUGUGAUAAUUGGGGACUCAGCAGUUGGGAAAUCUAACUUACUGUCUAGAUAUGCUAGAAAUGAGUUCAACCCACAUUCUAAAGCCACUAUUGGGGUGGAGUUUCAGACCCAGAGUCUUGAAAUUGAUGGCAAAGAAGUUAAGGCUCAGAUUUGGGACACUGCUGGUCAAGAACGAUUCCGGGCUGUCACCUCUGCUUAUUACAGGGGUGCUUUUGGUGCGCUUUUAGUUUAUGAUAUUAGCAGGAAAACCACCUUUGAAAGUAUUCCUCGAUGGCUUGAUGAGCUUAAGACUCAUUCUGAUACGACGGUUGCCAGGAUGCUCGUGGGGAACAAAUGCGAUCUAGAGAAUAUAAGAGAUGUGAGUGUCGAGGAAGGCAAGGCUCUUGCCGAAUCAGAAGGAUUGUUCUUCAUGGAGACAUCAGCAUUAGAUUCAACAAACGUUAAAACAGCUUUUGAUAUGGUUAUUCGAGAGAUCUAUAACAAUGUCAGCAGGAAAGUAUUGAACUCCGAUUCUUACAAAGCAGAAUUGUCGGUAAAUCGUGUUAGCCUUUUUGAUGAUGGCAAAGAUGGGUCAAAGCAAACAAAGAGAUGCUGUUCCAGUUGAUAGACCCCCACAUAUUUGAUUAGUCAGCGUAAGAAAAUUCCUGAAGAGUACAUUUGAUUGAUAUGGGCGGCUUGGUCAGUUCUUCAUUUGUGUUUUUUUUUUCUAUCUUUCCCAUUUUUUGUCAGAAACUAUAUGGUUAUGAGGUGAAAUUCUAUUUUUGAUUUAUAUAUACAUAUAUCAAAUAUUUGUAAUUGUUUACACACAUUGUAUACAAGUUUUAAAGUAAUUUAUGGUGAGUGUUAAGGAUUUUUUGUUUCCAUUGAUCAUUUCAGUUGUGUGACUUUUGCUUAGACUUCUCCCCAUGGUUUUUGGCUUUACCGUCUCUCUAUUUUUCUAGUCGGAUUAACAUGGAAC